This is a messenger RNA of Menidia menidia (Atlantic silverside), 3827 nucleotides long. The record is from the annotation of a GenBank genome assembly. NCBI's taxonomy places the organism in Eukaryota, Metazoa, Chordata, Actinopteri, Atheriniformes, Atherinopsidae.
CCAAUCAGAAGCAUUGACGCUGGUUACAGUUUAGCGCGUCCACUCUCGAGCAUAGCUAAGUUUGCGAGCUUUGUAUUGAUGAGCAGAUUGCCUGUUUGAUUGGGGGAAAAAGGGAUUUUUAAGCGUACCGAUAGUUUCUUCUUUAAUUGUAAACAUUUGUUUAUGUAAUGUAAAAAAAACUGUCUUCUUCAUAUGUGUACAUUUGUUUUUAUCCGGAAAAGUCAUCAUAUUUAGUAGCUGCUAAAGCUAAUGGCGGCUAACUAAAAGCCUUUUACUAUGUUCUGUGGAGCGUUUCCUCUUUUGUUAUCACGUCAAGCAGUUCAUAAAUAAGAGCAAAACCACUCCACAUUUUGGAUGGCGGUGGCUCCGGCCUCGAUGGCAGAUAAGAUCAUUGUCCUCGAUGAUGAGGAUGGAGUGGACAGCCCCCAGCCUUCUUGCUCCACCGCCGCCUCUCCCAAGGAGCGUCAAACCAAAAUUCAGCAGCCGGUGUCCACCCACAUCACUCAGUCACCUUUUGCCUCCAGUAAGAAGGAGGUGACAGUCCUGCGGGCAGAGAAUCAGAAGUUGUUCACUGAGUUUGUGGAGCACUGCUCAGCUCUCACUAAGGACUGCCCUGAGGUCUUGACCUUCCUCCAAACGAAGCACACCAAGGCCUGCCCCAACUACCUGUCCUCCGUGGAGUUCAGGAACACCCUGGGACGCUGUUUGACCCGCGCUCAGGCCAACCAGUCCAAAACCUUUGUUUACAUCAAUGAACUCUGCACGGUGCUCAGGCAACACGCAGCCAAGAAGAGGCACAUCGUCCUUAAGGUGGACCACUCUACCUCCUCGUCCAGUACUCACCAGUCUACCUCUGUGUCGCUCAAAAGCAAAUUCAAAGAGGAGGAAAACGGGGUAGAUCUAACUGCAGAGAGAGAUCAACCCUCCACCUCAGCAGUGCAGGACGACAGUAAAGAAGAGGCCGAAGAAGCAGAGAGAAAAAGCAAGAGGGCGUCCAGGAAACAGAUCGCCUACCUGGAGAACCUCCUGAGGGUCUACAACGAUGAGAUCUGCCGCCUGCAGCAGGCCGAGCUGAGUCUGGAUGAGCUGGGAGCCGAGGACUCCACGUACAUCCAGGAGCACAAACUCAAGCGGAAGAUGAUGAAAAUCUACGAAAAGCUGUGUGAGCUGAAGGGCUGCAACACCCUGACGGGCCGGGUCAUAGAGCAGCGGAUUCCCUACAGCAGCACGCGUUACCCCGAGAUCAACAGGAGGAUCGAGCGCUUCAUCAACAGCGCCGAGGCCCACGCCAACCCCCCGGACUACCUGGACAUCCUGCAGCAGGUGACGCGCACCAACGCGCGCCACAACCUGUGCCUGAGCAAAAGGCAGCUGACCCAGAUCGCCCAGGACGCCUUCAGGGAGACGGGCAGCCGCAUGCAGGAGCGCCGCCACCUGGACCUGGUCUACAACUUCGGCUCGCACCUCACCGACACCUACAAGCCCGGCACCGACCCGGCGCUCUCUGACCGCUCGCUGAUGCGAAAGCUGCAGUCCAACAGAGAGGUGGCUGUGUCCCGGUUGGAGGAGGUCAUCACCAAAUACGCCGUCAAGCAGGAGGACAGCGAGGAGCAGGAGCGGGGCAAACGCCUGGAGAAAGACAGCAGGGACAAGGAGGCUCACAAAUUGGGAAAAGAAGCAGGGUCAAAGGAGGCGAACGGGGUGGAAGAGGAGGAGGAGGACGAGGAGGAGGAAGAAGAGGAAGAUGCAUCCUCAGAUCCAGACAUAGAGGAGGAGAUCCAGGCCAGCACCCAGCAGGAGGGACCAGACGACGACAACGAGGACGCAGACGAGGACGCCGACGCCAACGAGGACGCCGACGCCAACGAGGGCGAGACCAGGGAGGAUCAGAGCUCCGAUCAGGAGGGGGGCGUCUCGGCCGGAGAGGAGGCGCCCGCCACCAGCGGGAGCCCCGUCUCCGACGAGACCAAGUCCCAGAUCUCCCCCCUGUCCGACCUGCCCUCCCCCAGGGACAGCCCCGGCCAGUCGGAGGCCGCGCCCCCUGACCACCAGCAGCCGCUGUCCAACGGAGAUCCCGUGGACUCCUCCAAUCAGGUGUCCAUCGUCUUCGUCCGCACCAACCCCCUCAGCCAGGACGCCGGCGUGGGCUCGCCGGCGGCAGCCAAUGGGGAGGCGUCCCCCGCGCCCCGGACGGUCACCGUGGAGCAGUGUGACACGCAGACGUCCAACGGCACCUCGCCGCCGCCCAGCCCCAGAACCACGAGGGGCACGAAGAGGAAGAGGGAGGAGAAGACGCCAGAGGACAUAAAGCACCAGAUCAUCCGGGACAGUGAGGCCGACAUCCCUCUGGAUAUGGGCGUCGUCAGCUACUGCUCGCCAGCGUGGGCGGAGUCCAGCCGGGCAGACACGCCCACUCAGGAUCUGGUCAGCAGCUCGCAGUCCACGCCGCCCCCCAAAAGGAACAAGGUCAACGUGGCGACUCAGUGCGACCCGGAUGAGAUCAUCGUCCUGUCGGACUCGGACUGAACCGCCGAUAUCUGAACUCUUCCACCUUCGCCAGGAGGAAAAAGAAAUUCUACAGUUUAGAAGAAAGCGUCCAUGUAAAUCUUGUUUUAGGAGUCGAGAUCUCAAGCUGCCAAACGAAAGCCCAGCCGACCUCUCAGGCCGGCGCCGCCUGGACGCCGCCGGUUCGGCUUGGGGCCCAACCCAGAACUUCAGGUCAGAUUGGUGCCCGGUCGGACAAACGGCGCCGCCCUGGUGGCGGGUUCUGUUCCUGCAGGACGCUGGCCGGCUGACACAAAGCUUAGUUUACAUUUUUAUAUAUCCACAGAGGAUCUCCUCCACCAAUCAGAGGGAGUUUGGGGGGUUUUGAGGGGACGUCUUAGUUGCUGUUGGUAUUUAUAGGAAUUUCAGAGUGAGCCGGCUGCGUGGUGGUUUGUCAUUAUGUCGUUUCUGCUUCCAGGUCGCCCUUUAAGUCUUUGUCACGGUUUCACAGGUUUGUGGAGGUGGCGAAAUUAAAGUUAAAGUUUCAACACUCGCUUUGGUUUGAGCCGUUUCCUCUGCAGGAAAAUCAUGUCGGGAUGCUGCUCUCGUUUUGUUAUUCUGCUCCAUCGAGUGGAGACGUUUCCACACGCCCUGCUGCCACAAAUGUGUUCUGAUUAAUCCACCUCAGAAAGUAGUCCCAAACCCCCAGAGCUGCAGCAUCCGGCCGCCGGAAUAAGAAAAGACAACUAUUCAUAUUUGGACUCGUUGACAUGGAGAAAAAUAAAGCCUCUAAUUUCUUUAAGCAGCUUUAGAAGAGAAUGUUUUCACUUUAAUGCCUCUCAAACGGCUUCAAAAUCCAUCAGAACACACACUAAUUCAGUCCAAAAAAAGAAAAUUGAACCAAGCCCAGAAACUUUUAACCAAUCAGAGCACAGUUAUCCCCCCAUCCAGAGUCCUCACAGCUCAGAUUUUUCCGUUAUUUUUUUUACUUAAAAGGUAUUUAAGGUGAGUUUUGUUUGAAUUACAUAGUAUUAAAUUUGUAAUAAGAUAAGGGAUCAAUAAGAUCCCUCAUUUUUGGUGUUCUGAAUAAAGUCUGAUGUGUUUGUAUCUGUGUGUCGCAGCACUGAUGUGGGGAAACUUUCCACUAUUCUAUUUCUUUUGCUUUAUUCAUUCAGAAUCCCAUUUUCUUUCACUUUAAGCUGAUUGGUGGAACAUUUGGGGGAAGGAAGCUCUUUUCAGAGUUAUUAAAACAGCUGGAAUCGUUUAUGCCGCGGAGUGACUCAUCAUUCACUGUGAAUUUUUCCUUUUUGAUAUUCAAAUAAAUGAUAGAUUUUGUUAUAAAA